This is a messenger RNA of Papilio polytes (common Mormon), 11385 nucleotides long. RefSeq lists its product as uncharacterized. The record is from RefSeq and is a predicted model, not a curated record. Gene Ontology annotation, molecular function: microtubule binding. The coding region runs from base 223 to 11385 and encodes 3720 amino acids. Gene Ontology annotation, biological process: microtubule anchoring. NCBI's taxonomy places the organism in Eukaryota, Metazoa, Arthropoda, Insecta, Lepidoptera, Papilionidae. The transcript is spliced from 6 exons. Gene Ontology annotation, cellular component: axonemal microtubule; cytoskeleton; sperm flagellum.
GCCAUCGACAGCGUACAGACUGCGCGGAACACUCGCGAGCGGCGCGCGCGCAUAUCCCCGACACGAACGACUCUCGCGACGGUAUACAUUACAUGGCAAAACGCUAAUUAUUAUGUGAUAAAGUUUACUUUUUAUUUUAAAAUAUUUAAUCGUUACAAUUUUAAGAAUCUCGUAUAUUAAGUUUUAUAUUAGUUUUAACCGCGCGAUACAGUGCUAAGCAAAAUGACUAUAAAAAAUAAAAAGACUAAACAAACAAAAGCGUCCGAAGUGACUUCAUCUAGUAGUGCGUCGAGCAGUGUUCAGAAGAGCAGCACGUCCACUGUGCAGAAGAGCAGCAACACGCUGCAGAAGGUCAGCUCAACAGGUAAAAAAAUUCGCUACAUCGAUGUAAAGGUCGAGGAGGACGACCCGCUUAUGAUUACCGAUGUAACCGAUCACGCUUCCAUAACCGGCUCCACAAUAUCCGAGCAUUACAACAGCCAUCCGCAUUAUAUUAUAACGGAAGCGCCCUCGGUGACUGAUUUAUCUCAGACAAGAUCGCAUGAGCAUAACAUAAGUGACAUGGCUCAGUCUACCACUGGCGAGUUCGUCUCAAACUCCAUGCUGCAAGAGUCAUCAUCUGUACAUCAGCAGAGCUCAAAGAGCGAGACUAUUCAAUCUUCAUCUACUUCGGUACAACAUUCUAAUGUCAGUCAUAAUCAGACAUUUGACAGAACCGUGGACUCCUCUAUUGAAAAUCAAACCCUGAACACUGCUUUUAUCGACAGUUCAGCACACAACGCUACAGGAUCGAACACCUAUACUAGAAGACCUCAGGGCGCGAAUGCAACUAAUUCUUUGCUUCAAUCGGAACGUGAUAAUGCAACCAAUACACAAUCCACACAACAAUCGUUUAUAUCUCGUCGAGAUAUGAAAAACAAUUUCUCAAAAAUAACUGAUAAGAAAUUUGUUAACCAACGCGAGAAGGACAGUUAUCAUUCCCCUGACGGCUCGAAAAGAAGUCAGACCGUUAAAUCGGAUUCUAGAAAUUUUUACGGAGCGGAAGGUACAUUAGAUCGGACUAAUAAAACCACGGAGUUCAGUUCGACAAAUCAGACAAGUGAAAAUACAAGCAGUAGUGUUACUAAAUCGUCAUCUUCGUCGUACGUCGUUGAAAUCGUUGACGGAAAAGAACGAAUUAUUGAUAGUUCGAAAAGGGAGUGGGGCGAUGCUAAAGAGCAGUCAUCGAAAGAAGCUUAUGCGAGUGUAAGUGGGACCAAUGUUACUCCCCAAUCCGUUCACAGCCAACAAAAUUAUGACAUGAAUUCGAAAUAUGACACCGGAAAGAAUGGUAAUCCACCUAAAAGUGAAAUGACUAUUCGAGAGGACUCGAGACUCGUCAAAGAUGGAACUCAAAUCUCUUUACACCACAAUGUUAUUUCACAUAAGGACAAUCUCCAACAGAUUAAGUCGACUCAAGACCAGAUGUUGACACGUGACAAUGUGCAGAACACUCACGUGACGUCACGUCAGCAGGACAAUCUUCAACAGAUUAAAUCAAUUCAAGAUCAAAUGACUGCUCGAGACAAUAUCCAGCAUACUAACACCACCUCACGGCAUCAGGACAACUUCCAACAGAUUAAAUCAACUCAAGAUCAGUUGUCAACCCGUGACAACGUGCACCACACCACCAUGACAUCUGACGUUUCUAACACUACGCAAAGCAACACAAAUAUCGUCGAAAGCAGUUCCACCACUAAUGAAACUACCAGCUUACAAAGACGCAACCAAAACACCAGGACUGACUCUUCAAACUUCUAUGGCUAUGAUACAACAAUCCAAAAUGAACUCAGGAAGGUAGGAGAUAUCUUAGAUGUACGAGAUACUGAUAGCAUUAACUUUUCAACGAAAAUUCUAAAAAGUAACACCAGUAGCGCUCAGCAGGCAUCGACAUCAUCUUAUGUGGUAGAAGUAGUCGAUGGGAAGCAAAGAGUUGUCGAUAGCUCCCACAGGGAAUGGGGUGACAGUAAGGAACUUGCGACCCAUGAAAAAAGCCAUCACGUCAGUGGCCCUGGGAUAAAGCCUGAACAUGAAUAUACUAGACAUGUGUUAGAUAAAGAAUCUUAUUAUGAUACCGGCAAAGAUGGUGUACCGAAAAGUGCCACCCAUGUUGCAGAAGAAUCUGCUUUGUAUAGAGAUGGCAAAGAAAUUGCUUCUACCAGAAAUGUAUAUUCAGGAGAUUUUACAAAAAGACCUGCUAUUACGGAACCGCCUUCGGGUGGAGUUGAUGAUCAAGGUAGAAUUAUAAAAGACUCGACUGACAAGACUGUGUAUUCUGAUACUCAAGAAGUUACCUCAACCGACAGAAGAACUGAUAAUCGUGACGUUAAAGAUGUAACUAAAACGACUGAGUUUAUUACAAAAGAACAGCAAAACCUUACUAAGGAAAGCACUUCAAAAACCACUUCAGAGACUAAAGACACUCUAACCACCUAUGAGAGAAGCACGGGAACUUGGAAUGGUAAAUUUGUGUACGAAACAGAUGAAGACAGACCUAAACGCCCUAAAGAUAUGUCACCGUUUGGUAAGCCGGAGCAACCACGUCACCACCUGAAGCGUCAGGACACACACGAUAAUAUCAUAUUGACAUCAAAAGAUAUUAAAGACUUCACAUCUAUAAGUGAUCUGCGGAAAAUAAUCGAGACAUCAUCUUCAAACAAAGAUAUUACAGUGAGCAACAAAAAUAUAGUUAUUAGAAGAAAUAUUGAUGAUAGAGUACUGAAAGACAUUAUCGAAACUGUAAAGAAGUACCCAUUCAAGAGAAUCGACAAAGUGUCCUUUGGCACAAAAAUAAACGAGGACGUUAAAGAUCUUUAUGAAGGUGUAGACACGGAGCAAAUAAAUGUUGUAAAGACAACCAACGCUGAUUUAAUUAAAAAGUCAUACGAAAUUGAUAAAACUAGAAGUCAGGUUGAAGUUACACGUUACAUAACUGAAAAUGGUAUUACAAGGAAAGUAACGACCUACGAAGACGCUAAAGAAGACGAGAAAGUGAAAACUGAUGUUUUUGUAGACAAUAGCGAGUUAGACAUCAAAAACUUGAAGGAUGUCCGCACAGUUCGAGAUGUACGGGAGUACGACGUCGUAGAUCAUGCGAUCACCGACACCACGAGACAGGACAUCGUCACCACCGUUUACGACGAGACCAUCAUUGAUGACAGGAAAACGGUGCGCGACGACAGGACUGUUGUCGAGGAGACCGUCUACAUUGACGAGACCAGGCCCAGACACGCCGGCCCUAAGAAACCAGAGAAACCUGUUGUUAAGGAGCAGUGUAUCUGCGAAAUCUGUACUUGUGGGCGCCACCGUUGCCCACACAACGAUGUCCCGGAGCCAUUGUUCGAUGUGGAGCACACGACGAGCGUGGUUUCCGCAUACAAACAAGAUUACGACGAGAAACAUGUCAGUCGUACUACUGCCGUUCAUCACGAAGACCAUCUCCGUCUUGAAGGAGACUUUCAAGAACCGGAGCGGCCUCGCUGGCAGCCUGUUGAACGACCGAAAGCUACAAAGCCGGAGGAUAACCUUAGACCAGAAGGAGAAUUUGAGAGACGUCGUCCUGAAGAAUGGAAACCAGGCGAGAGGGCACCUGUUAGACGCCCCGAAGACAAUUUAAAACCUGAAGGGGAUUUCGAAAGACGGGAGCCCAAAGAAUGGCAACCUGGUGAUCGCACUCCAAUUCGUCGACCUGAAGAUAACUUGAAACCUGAAGGAGAAUUUGAUACUCCUUCAAAAGAGCCAUGGAGACCGGCUGAAAGGCAAAAACCGAGAAAACCAGAGGAUAAUUUACGGCCUGAAGGCGACUUUGAAAAACGCCAACCGGAAGAUUGGCGUCCCGGUGAAAGAGCUCCUGUACGGCGUCCCGAAGAUAACUUAAAACCUGAGGGUGACUUUGAAAGCAGAAGGCCGCAGGAAUGGGCACCUGGUGAUAGAGCUCCUGUGCGCCGUCCAGAAGACAACCUUAGACCUGAAGGUGACUUUGAGAAAAGGAGACCAGAAGAAUGGCGUCCAGGAGAUAGGGCUCCUAUACGUCGGCCCAAUGAUAAUCUCAGGCCCGAAGGCGAGUUUAACACGCCUGAAAAAGAGUCUUGGCGACCAGCUGAGCGUCCUACACCUAAGAAACCUGUUGAUAAUUUAAGACCUGAAGGUGAAUUUGAAAAACGUCAACCAGAUGAUUGGCGCCCAGGUGAUCGUGCACCAGUACGUCGUCCAGAAGACAAUCUUUAUCCUGAAGGGGACUUUGAAAAACGAAGACCUGAAGAAUGGCGCCCUGGUGAUAGGGCCCCCGUUCGUCGACCGGAUGAUAACUUGAGGCCGGAAGGUGAAUUUAUGACUCCAGAAAAGCAACCUUGGAGGCCGGCAGAAAGACAAAAACCUACAAAACCAGAAGAUAAUUUAAAACCAGAGGGAGAUUUUGAGAAAAGGAAACCCGAGGAAUGGCAACCGGGAGAUAGGGCACCAGUACGUCGCCCGCAUGAUAAUCUUAAACCCGAGGGAGAUUUUGAAACACCUGAAAAAGAACCAUGGCGGCCAGCAGAAAGGCAAAAACCGAGAAAACCAGAAGAUAACUUGAAACCAGAAGGAGAGUUUGAAAAAAGGAAACCCGACGAAUGGUACCCAGGCGACAGAGAACCGAUGAGGCGUCCGAAAGACAACCUUAGACCUGAAGGAGAGUUCGAGAAGAGGAAACCUGAGGAAUGGCAACCGGGAGAUAGGGCACCGGUGCGACGUCCGCAUGAUAAUCUUAAACCCGAGGGAGAUUUUGAAACACCUGAGAAAGAACCUUGGAGGCCAGCGGAAAGGCAGAAGCCAAAAAAACCAGAGGAUAACCUAAGGCCAGAGGGAGAUUUCGAAAAACGUAAACCUGAAGAGUGGCGUCCUGGUGAAAGAGAACCGGUUCGACGACCUGAAGACAAUUUAAAGCCAGAGGGCGAGUUUACAACACCGAAGAAAGAUGAAUGGAAACCCGCCGAAAGACCGGUACAAAAGAAACCUACAGAUAAUCUUAAGCCUGAGGGAGACUUCGCAAAACGCCAACCAGAAGAAUUUGUACCAGCCGAAAAAUCUAUUGUUAAAAAACCGAAAGAUAAUUUACGCCCCGAAGGCGAAUUUACUACUUGGAGAACCAUAGAAGAAGAUUAUAAAGUAGUUACUGGAGAAAGGGCAGAAAUUAUAAGACGUACGGACAACAUUAUAGUGGAAGGUGAAUUUACAGAUACCACCACAUCGAGAACAGAGUACACUGUGAAACCUGUUGAUAGACCAAAACCGGUACGACGAAACACUUGGACGAAAAUAGAAGGAGACAUGAUAACCGACACUACUUCAAAAUCUGAAUUUAUUGAUUACACUGAUACUGUCGAAAGAACUACCUUAGUUACUCGAAAAACCGACAAUUUAAUAAGAGAAGGUGAAAUAGAAUUUAUAACUUCUAAUCAAAGUGAUUAUACGGAAAAAAAUACCAUUGUUGAACGUCCUCAUCGUCGUCGAACAUGGACAAAGGAAGAUUUUGAGAAGUUUUACUCCACAGAAAAUGUAGAAACAGUUACGACAUCACAGGAAGAGUAUAAAACACAUGAAACAAUUGAUGUUAGGCAAAAGAAAAUUAAACCCAGUGAUAACUUAAAACCAGAGGGUGAUUUUGAAACACCACAAAUAGACGAAUGGCGACCUGCCGAAAGACAAAAACCCAAAAAGCCGCAAGAUAAUCUGAAGCCAGAAGGUGAAUUUACGACUCCUAAAAAAGAUGAGUGGAAACCCGCUGAACGUCCAACCCAAAAGAAACCCCAAGACAACUUAAAACCUGAAGGUGAAUUUGAAAAACCUAAGCAUGACGAGUGGCGUCCGGCGGAUAGACCAACUGCUAAAAAGCCAGUAGACAACUUACGGCCUGAAGGUGAAUUCACAACUCCUGAAAAAGAUCAAUGGCGACCCGCUGAGCGUCCGACACAAAAAAGACCUAAGGAUAAUUUGAAACCCGAAGGUGAUUUCGAACAACCUAAGCAUGAUGAGUGGCGUCCAGCUGAUAGACAAACACCGAAAAAGCCACAAGACAAUUUGAGACCGGAAGGCGAAUUCACAACACCUGAAAAGGAUCAAUGGAGACCUGCUGAACGCCCGACGCAAAAAAGACCUAAGGAUAAUUUGAAACCCGAAGGUGAUUUCGAACAACCUAAACAUGAUGAGUGGCGUCCGGCGGAUAGACCAACUGCUAAAAAACCAGAGGACAACUUAAAGCCUGAAGGUGAAUUCACAACUCCUGAAAAGGAUCAAUGGCGACCUGCUGAGCGUCCGACGCAGAAGAAACCAAAGGAUAAUUUGAAACCCGAAGGUGAUUUCGAACAACCUAAACAUGAUGAGUGGCGACCAGCUGAUAGACAAACACCGAAAAAGCCACAAGACAAUUUGAGACCGGAAGGUGAAUUUACAACACCUGAAAAGGAUCAAUGGAGACCUGCUGAACGCCCGACGCAAAAGAGGCCUAAGGAUAAUUUGAAACCGGAAGGUGAAUUUGAGCAACCCAAACAUGAUGAGUGGCGCCCAGCUGAUAGACCAACUGCUAAAAAACCAGAAGAUAACUUACGGCCUGAAGGCGAAUUCACAACUCCUGAAAAGGAUCAAUGGCGUCCUGCUGAGCGUCCAACGCAAAAAAGACCUAAGGAUAAUUUAAAACCCGAAGGUGAUUUCGAACAACCUAAACAUGAUGAGUGGCGUCCGGCGGAUAGACCAACUGCUAAAAAACCAGAGGACAACUUAAAGCCUGAAGGUGAAUUCACAACUCCUGAAAAGGAUCAAUGGCGACCUGCUGAGCGUCCGACGCAGAAGAGACCUAAGGAUAAUUUGAAACCCGAAGGAGAAUUUGAUCAGCCCAAACAAGAUGAAUGGCGUCCAGCUGAUAGACAAACACCGAAAAAGCCACAAGACAAUUUGAGACCCGAAGGUGAAUUUACGACACCUGAAAAGGAUCAAUGGAGACCUGCUGAACGCCCUACGCAAAAGAAGCCUAAGGAUAAUUUGAAACCGGAAGGUGAAUUUGAGCAACCCAAACAUGAUGAGUGGCGCCCAGCCGAUAGACCAACUGCUAAAAAACCAGAAGAUAACUUACGGCCUGAAGGCGAAUUCACAACUCCUGAAAAGGAUCAAUGGCGUCCUGCUGAGCGUCCGACGCAAAAGAGACCUAAGGAUAAUUUGAAACCCGAAGGUGAUUUCGAACAACCUAAACAUGAUGAGUGGCGUCCGGCGGAUAGACCAACUGCUAAAAAAGAUAAUUUGAAACCCGAAGGAGAAUUUGAACAGCCCAAACAAGAUGAAUGGCGUCCAGCUGAUAGACAAACACCGAAAAAGCCUCAAGACAACUUAAGACCCGAAGGCGAAUUCACAACACCCGAAAAAGACCAGUGGAGACCGGCUGAGCGCCCAACGCAAAAGAGACCUAAAGAUAAUUUGAAACCCGAAGGUGAGUUUGAACAACCUAAACAAGAUGAAUGGCGUCCUGCAGAUAGACAAAAGCCUACAAAACCGCAUGACAACUUACGACCAGAAGGGGAGUUUACUACCCCUGACAAGGAUCGCUGGCAACCCGCAGAGCGUCCAAUUCAAAAGAAGCCAAAAGAUAACCUUAAGCCGGAAGGGGACUUUGAACAGCCUAAACAUGAGGAAUGGCGCCCAGCUGAAAGACAAACACCUAAAAAACCCCAAGAUAAUCUUAAACCGGAAGGUGACUUCGAAAAACCAAAACAAGACGAAUGGCGACCAGCAGAACGACCUACACAAAAGAAACCCAAAGACAAUCUUAAGCCGGAAGGUGACUUUGAACAACCAAAGCAAGAUCAAUGGCGUCCGGCUGAGCGUCCCACUCAAAAGAAACCUAAAGAUAAUCUUCGACCUGAAGGGGACUUUGAACAACCUAAGCAAGAUAAAUGGAAACCUGCUGAAAGACAAACUGCCAAGAAACCAAAGGACAACUUAAAACCAGAAGGUGAUUUUACUACGCCUGAGAAAGAUCACUGGCAACCUGCUGAACGACCAGUUCAAAAGAAGCCCAAAGAUAACUUGAAACCAGAAGGGCAAUUCGAACAACCUAAAGUCGAUGAAUGGAAGCCAGCCGAACGACAAACUCCAAGGAAACCUAAAGAUAAUCUGAAACCAGAAGGCGAUAUGGAGAUAAUUCGGAGGACUGAUUAUUCGGUAACACGCGGUGAUCGAGUCGAAGUCGUAAAACAUGAGGAUCAUUUGAAAAUGGAGGGCAAAAUUGAUAUCCAUCGAUCACGGGACGAUUAUAAACGUAUAGAAAAGACUGAGAAAGUUGUGAUACAAAAACACGAAGAUAAUUUAAGAACUGAAGGAGAGUUUAUUGAUCUUUACACUCGUGACGACUACCGUGCUACUAAAGGCGACAGAGCACCUGUGGUUAAGCCACAAGAUAAUCUGAAACCGGACGGUAAAUUUUAUACGCCUGAAGCGAUUCCAUCACAACCUGCAGAAAAGCGUAAACCAUUCAAGCACUUUGACAACAUUACUAUUGAUAGGGAUGUCAGGCAGAAUGUUGAACGAGUAGAUAUAAUAAGAAGAGAAGAUAAUUUGAAAAUUGAAGGAGAAUUUAUCGAUAUGAAACAAAGAAAUGAUUAUAAGGUGGUUACAGGAGAAAAAACUGCAAUUGUUAAACAUGAAGACAAUCUCAAAAUGGAAGGGAAAAUGGAAAACAUCAGAUCUUCCGAUACGUACAGACUAGUAAAAGGUCAAAGAGUAAAAUUAACGCGUAGGGAAGAUAAUCUUAAAAUCGAGGGAGUUUUCGAAGACUACGCGAGACGAGAUGAAAAAGACACAAAGAAAACAGAUAAGAAGGCUAUUGUAUAUUAUUCUGAUAAGCCUAAAGACCAAUAUGAUAAUAUUGGUAAGCCACAUGAUAGUACUUACACGCGCAUUAAACACACUGAAUAUACAGAAGAAGAUUCGAGAAAUGAUAAUGUGUAUAAUACUACACGAAUCAUAGAAGAUAACGUUCAUUCUAAGCAGCUUGGAACUGACGAGAAAAAACCCGAUGGAAGAUAUCCAAAAGAAGGACACGUAAGGCCAGGCUCGCCUGAUAGUACAAAAGAUGAUCAUCAUCCAAAAACUGGAGUCCACGAUAGAGAUUCGCCUUCUCAGCAUCGUCGUCAAGAUAAACUUCAUCCUGAGGGUAAAUACCCAGGUAAACCCAAAUCCUACUGGCAACCAGGGGAAAGACAAGAACAGGUCCGACCUAAAGAUAAUCUUCAUCCCGAAGGCCAAUUUCACCAACAACCUAAAACACAAUGGCAGCCUGGAGACCGACCAGAACAAGUUCGACCUAAAGAUAAUCUUCAUCCCGAAGGCCAAUUUCAUCAACAACCUAAAACACAAUGGCAGCCCGGUGACCGACCAGAACAAGUUCGACCUAAAGAUAAUCUUCAUCCCGAAGGCCAAUUUCAUCAACAACCUAAAACACAAUGGCAGCCAGGUGACCGACCAGAACAAGUUCGACCUAAAGAUAAUCUUCAUCCCGAAGGCCAAUUUCAUCAACAACCUAAAACACAAUGGCAGCCUGGAGACCGACCAGAACAAGUUCGACCUAAAGAUAAUCUUCAUCCCGAAGGCCAAUUUCACCAGCAGCCCAAAUCUCAAUGGCAGCCUGGAGAAACUCCUUCCCAAGUGCGCCCGAAAGAUAAUUUAAAAUCAGAAGGUGAUUUUGAUCGUCCAUCAAGACCUAAAUGGGAGCCGGUAGACAGAUCCACACCAAUAAAACCAAAGGAUAAUUUAAAAACGAUAACAGAUGUUGAUAAAUAUCCGAGAACACCGGAAAGGACAGAUAUUCAACAGAAAAGUCCAACUCAAUAUAAUCAAAAAGACACUGCAUAUUAUGAUGUUUCAAAAUCAUCACAACAAGUUGUAGAUUCAAAGUCAGUCACAAGAACUGAUAAUGCGACGUAUAAUGAAAGUAUAAGGAAGAGUGAAAUAGAAAAGCAAGUGAAACAGUCUGUUUCGCAAAAUGUCCAAAAUGUAACUCAUACUGAACAUUCUACUACAAAACACACUCAUACAGGAAACACUAAGCACACCACAAUCACUAGUCAAGAUGUUACUGAUCGUGCUGACUCGCAAAAUAAUUUAAAUCGGAUAACUUCUCAUAAAACGGUACAAAAUUCAAAGAACGAAUCUGUUGCGCGUAAUAAUUUAGAACGAAUUGAAAACAAUAAAAUAGAUGUACGAAACGUUAAAAACGUUUCUUCUACUACAAAGGUAAUUAAACAAAUCAAAGAAAAGAAAUUAAUAGCAGGCAAGUGGGUUACUGUUACACGAAAUGUUGAAACGAACGUAUCAUCCGGACCUGAUACUGAUAACAAUAACACAAAGAGAAUUAAGGAUGAUCGCACCUCGUCUCCGAUUAAAUCUUUACCCAGUGACACUAAUCAAAGCAUUAUUACAUCGGACCGCGUGGACAGUUCGGCGCAUUCGCAUCAACGACAUAGUUAUGAUGCUACAGACGAUCAAACAAGGCGUGUGGUUUCCAGCAAGACCCACAUUACGAAAGGAAGUCAAGAAGAACGCUAUACGAAACACUCUACUGAGCAUUCGGCUUCCGACAGUCACAUAACUCAUCGUCAACAGAGAGGUGAUAGUGCACAAAGAAUUAUUUCUUCACAGGAACAUUCUUCUAACCAAAGUCGCGCUUCGUCGGAAAGCCGCAAUCAUGAGAAUUUAAAUACGACACAUGUUAUACAUGGAAGCCGAAUUAAUCAAAGCCAGUCGCAUUCGAACCAGCACCAACAUCUGACCACUGGCAGCACCGUGUACCGACAAAGCGAUGGAGAUAACGGUCAACACGCACAACAAACUUUGACAUCUGGCCACGUUGCUACUAAUCAACAUCAUGUGAAUUCUCAACACCAUGUCAAUCAGCAGUCUACUCAACAAAGAGUCGUCGGAUCUACAACUAGCGUCAUAACUUCAAGUCAAGUGAAUCAAGCGAGGUCAUCACAACAAGUAAGUACGUCGAGCAGAAAUCAUUUAAGUGAUAACGUAACAAAAACAAGUAUUGAAUUCCAACGGGCCAUGCACGGCGGCGGCGACGUUACACCGGCGCCGAUAGACAACACAACACGUAGCGGAUACCACAAGAGAACGUCCGACUUAGUUUCGGAUUCAACAAGUUCCAACGCAGUCUUGCAUCGCAAAGGUGUGUCAUCCACUAACGAAGCCCAACACUCCAUCAGCUCGACCGCAGCUUCCCAGCGUAAGAGUAUCGGAAACCUCAAUGAACGCGGAGAAUACAUCAGUAACUCAACUCACAGUAGUGACAGAAAAAGCAUCAGUUCGAUGCAUCCUUAG